This is a messenger RNA of Fusarium vanettenii 77-13-4, 927 nucleotides long. RefSeq lists its product as uncharacterized. Gene Ontology annotation, biological process: 'de novo' pyrimidine nucleobase biosynthetic process; pyrimidine nucleotide biosynthetic process. The record is from RefSeq and is a predicted model, not a curated record. The coding region runs from base 1 to 927 and encodes 308 amino acids. Gene Ontology annotation, cellular component: cytoplasm. The transcript is spliced from 9 exons. Gene Ontology annotation, molecular function: dihydroorotase activity. Lineage: Eukaryota; Fungi; Ascomycota; Sordariomycetes; Hypocreales; Nectriaceae.
AUGCCCAAUCUCCUGCCUCCUCUUACAUCCGUUGAGCAGGUGCUCGAAUACAAGUCCAAGCUUACUGCCAUCACCAAGGAUGUCAACUUUCUCAUGUCACUCUACCUUCACCCCUCUGUUACCCCAGAGGUUAUUAAACAGGCUGCUGCUGCCGGUAUCACCGGUGUGACCACCAACUCUGAGAGUGGUGUUUCGGACAUUACAGCUUUCUACAACACCUUUGCCGCCAUGGAGAAGCACGGAAUUGUGUUGAACAUCCACGGCGAGGUUCUCGAGUCUCUUGCACCAGCUGGAACUACCCUGGAAGAGGCUUUCCUCCCUACUCUGAAGCAACUCCACGAACGAUUCCCUGCUCUGCGCAUUGUGCUUGAGCACUGCACCACUGCUGCUGCUGUCGAGGCUGUCAAGGCCUGUGGACCUACUGUUGGUGCUACCAUCACGGCUCACCAUCUUUACCUCACCUCCCACGAGGCUUGCUGCGAUCCCUUCGCCUUCUGCAAGCCCAUCCCCAAGAAGCCUACCGACCGCGAUGCCUUGGUCAAGGCCGUUGUCAGUGACAACACCAAGUUCUUCUUUGGAAGCGACAGCGCCCCUCACCCCCUCCAGUCCAAGACCUCUGCCGAGCAGGGCAAGGCACCUGCUGGUGUCUUCACCCAGCCUUACGUGACGCAGCUCGUCCUUCUCGGCCUCGAGGAGGCCAUUGAGCGGGGCGUCAUCGCCGACGCCGACGUCACCCAGGAGAAGCUCGAGAACUUCUUCAGCCGCAAUGGACGCCGCUUCUACAAGCUCCCCGAGGUUUCGGAGAACAAGAUCAUUCUGGAGAGGAAGGGAGAGAAGAUCCCCACCAGCAUCAAGAGUGCCAAUGGUAAGAACGAGGUUGGCAUCUCCAGGCACGGAGCUGAGGUGUUCAGCCUGACCUGGGCUUGA